Messenger RNA from Trichophyton rubrum CBS 118892, 760 nucleotides. RefSeq lists its product as uncharacterized. NCBI's taxonomy places the organism in Eukaryota, Fungi, Ascomycota, Eurotiomycetes, Onygenales, Arthrodermataceae. The record is from RefSeq and is a predicted model, not a curated record. The transcript has a single exon. Bases 147 to 545 code for a protein of 132 amino acids.
CAACAACAACGCCGCCGGCAACAACAACGCCGGCAACAACAACAACGCCGGCAACACCAACGCCGGCAACAACGGCAACUCCAACGGCUGGGGCAACGCCCGCCGUUUCAUCCUCACCCUGUCGCCAAUCGACAGGGUGAUAAUCUAUGACACCCGGACUAGAGCCAUCACCCAAAUGGCUCUCAGCGCCCGACGUCGACUCCGCCCCCGCAACGUCACAAUGCCGUUGCGCAACAACAACAAGGGGCGUAACAACCAGGAGGAGAAGAAGAAGAAGACCUAAAUUGUUCUGUCUCUUCUUCCCUCUUCCUCGUGUGCAUCUUGCGCACACCACAAAAAAAAAAAAAAAAAAAAAAAAAAAAAAAAUUUGCUUUGAAUAUUCUAAGUUCUGUUGCUUGUUUGUAUGUAUGCACGCAUGUAUGUUUGCCUGUCCUGUUAACAAUCAUGUACCAAAAAAAAAAUUGUUAGUUAAUAAAAGUUUUUGCUGCGUUCUACUUCUAUCUCUAUCAUCUCCUGGUAGUCACUGUAGUUGUAGCUCACCGUAGUCACUAUAAUAUGUAGUAGCCUUGUGCGAUAGUAUGUCCUCAUCUAUAAGUGUAAUAUAGAGUGGUCUGACUGGUGCACAAACAUGCUUAAUCUACUUACUAUAUCUAUUCUCUAGCGUAGCCACAUACGUAGGAAGGCUUUACACUUAGUUGUAGUGUGGUUACCCACCGUUAGCAGAGUCUAUAAGUACCAAAAAAGGGGCUGUGAUAUUCCC